Triticum dicoccoides is the source of this 1844-nucleotide messenger RNA. RefSeq lists its product as uncharacterized. The transcript has 6 exons. The record is from RefSeq and is a predicted model, not a curated record. Lineage: Eukaryota; Viridiplantae; Streptophyta; Magnoliopsida; Poales; Poaceae. Bases 170 to 1429 code for a protein of 419 amino acids.
AGACAGAGCACACACAGGAGCGGUGCUCGCUGAGCCCACCGGAACCACCGCGACCCAAACCCCCUCCCAAAACAAAACCGCGGCCCCCCGCCCGGACCCGAGAGCGGAGCGAUUCCCCAUUUCAAAAAAAGGCGACGAGAGUCCGCCGCCGUCUCCGCCCCGAGCCCCGAUGGUGUCCGACCAGGAGCUCGCUCGCUACGUCGAGUCCUUCGUCCGCCAGGCUGCCGCGCUCCCCGGCGCCGCCGGGGCCGGGAUAUCCCCCGACGCCGUCGUGCGCCAGCUCCAGGCGCAGCUCGGCGUCGACCUCGCCCCCAGGGCGCCGCUCAUCCGCGACAUCCUCAUCGCGCUCCUCUCCCCCGCCCUUGGCCCCGCUCCGCGUAAAGACCAUUUUGCCCCCGCCUCCUCUCCCCACGCCCAGCCCCACUUCAGCACCACCACCACCACGGCCUCCGCUUCCGCCCCCGCCGGCGUGCCCCACUUCUUCUCGCAGCAACCGACACCGCAGCAGCUGCAGUCCUAUUACGCCGCCUCGCAGCAGUACCAGCAGCAGCACCAGCACCAGCAGCAGCAGCACCGCGCCAGCCCGCCGGCCUCAUCGCCGUAUGACGCCCCAGGGUCGUUCCGCUACGCACAGCCCGGCGAGGCGCAGCUGCAGAGGCUCGUCCAGCUGCAGCAGUACCAGCAGCAGCAGCAGCAGCACCAGCAGCAGCAGAUGGCCGCCGCGGCUAAUGCGGCCACGGCGGGGGCCAGUCCGCGUGGGCCGGUGGCCGAGAGUCCGCGUGGGGCCGCGCCCGCGAGGGCCAAGAAGGAAAGUGCAAGUACUGGAGUAAAACGAAGAGGUGGUCCAGGGGGAUUAAACAAAAUCUGUGGUGUUUCGCCUGAGCUGCAAGCUAUUGUUGGUGAACCAACAAUGGCUAGGACUGAGAUCGUUAAGCAGCUUUGGGCGUACAUUCGCAGGAAUGACUUGCAGGACCCAAACAAUAAGAGAAAGAUCAUAUGCAAUGAUGAGCUACGAUUGGUUUUUGAGACUGAUUGCACUGAUAUGUUCAAGAUGAACAAGCUUUUAGCGAAGCAUAUAAAACCACUCGAGCCAACAAAAGAUUCAAAUCGAGAUAUGAAGAAGCUGAAGCCUGUGGAAGAUGUUCCCGUUCCUCCUGCCGAAGAUGUUGCUACAAACCAACCUCUAGUUAACGUGUCUGAUGCUCUUGCUAGCUUUUUUGGAACUGGAGAAAGAGAGAUGUCCCAAUCUGAGGUUGUCAAGCGUGUUUGGGACCACAUCAAAAGCAACAAUCUAGAGGAUCCAUCAAAUCCCACGAUGAUAUUAUGCGACUCUAAGCUUAAAGAUCUCUUUGGGUGUGAAAGCGUAACUGCUCCGGCUGUUUCAGAGUUGCUGUCAGACCACCUUUUCAAGCAACCUAACAAGAUCUAACUGAUGAAACAUGGUUGGUCUAACAUCCUGGUAGUAGGAACUGAUGAAAUGGCAGAAACUCGCCGAAGUUAUUAACUGCAUCUUUGGUACCCAACAGGCUUAUUUACUUACGAGAAAGGGCUGUAGGCUAAUCUCAUCACAGUAGCAAUGAAAAGGAAUGCUAGUUCUGCAUAUUGUCUAGUUUGGUCUUCCCGGAAGGGUCUCACAUCUGGUAGGCUGUCCGAAUUUGUAGCAACAGUAAGAGAAAGUGAAAGCUGAUUUAACUUUGAUGUAAAUUCAGCAACCAUAGACGCGUCUUAUGGUAAGAGGCAGCUUUCUCCCUUUUUACCCAGAACAUUGUGAUGUUGUAGGUGAUGUCUAAUUAUAUGUUGUAGAUCGUUAUCAAAAUGAUAAAUUUGCUCCCGGUCGUUCUAAA